Messenger RNA from Lineus longissimus, 2329 nucleotides. Its product is annotated as retinoic acid receptor RXR-alpha-B-like. Lineage: Eukaryota; Metazoa; Nemertea; Pilidiophora; Heteronemertea; Lineidae. The coding region runs from base 124 to 1530 and encodes 468 amino acids. Gene Ontology annotation, biological process: anatomical structure development; cell differentiation; response to retinoic acid. The transcript is spliced from 9 exons. The record is from RefSeq and is a predicted model, not a curated record. Gene Ontology annotation, molecular function: zinc ion binding; nuclear steroid receptor activity; nuclear receptor activity. Gene Ontology annotation, cellular component: nucleus.
UCAGCGGUCAUCAUCGUCAGUGUUUGCGAGUAGAGUCGAAAUAUCUGGUACAUUUUGCCCGAUUUCUGGCCAGCAUUGCCGAAAUUUUACAUUUCGAGGUGUUAGCACGAUUUGGGAUGAAAAAUGGAUCAUAAUGAUCUGGAUUCCCUUGAAUCUAGCCAGUUGAGUAUGGAAGGUGUGAGCUCGAUGAACUCGCCACCCGACAUUAAACCAGACCUAGCCUCGCUUAACCCGAACAGUAAUUCCAACCCGAUAUCGUCAUCCGGUUUCUUCAUGUCGCACUCAAUGGGAUCCAAUCAGAUGUCACCAGGUUGGCCCUUACAACAGAGCUGGCCAUCCCGAGGCCUGUCAGACAAUGAGGCUGACGCACAUCCAUCAGUUACAUCUCCCUCCUUGAUGAACAUGGGCUCGCCAAACUCUGGCCUCAACUCACCAACAUCUCUCGGCGCUAUGUCUCCGGGGUCCAUCUCAUCCUUAGCCUCACCUGGCUCCAUGGCCUCACCAGAAUCCACUGUAGGAAUGUCAGGACUUUCAAAUAAACACAUUUGUGCAAUUUGUGGGGAUCGUGCGUCUGGCAAACAUUAUGGCGUAUACAGUUGUGAAGGGUGUAAAGGCUUCUUCAAACGAACAGUCCGUAAAGACCUAACAUACGCAUGCCGAGAUGAGCGGAAUUGCAUCAUCGACAAGAGACAGCGCAAUCGAUGCCAAUAUUGCCGAUACAUGAAGUGUCUGGCCAUGGGCAUGAAGAGAGAAGGUGUCCUUGUUACUACUUCAGCUGUUCAAGAGGAGCGCCAGCGCGUGAAGGAGAAGGGAGAGGGAGAAGUGGAGAGUACGAGCUGUGCAAAUUCAGACAUGCCAGUCGAACAUAUCCUCGAGGCAGAACUGGCUGUUGAGCCGAAGACUGACACCUAUAUAGACGCACAGAAAGAUGCGGUGACCAACAUUUGCCAGGCGGCAGACAAGCAACUCUUCACUUUGGUCGAGUGGGCCAAACGUAUUCCUCACUUCACAGAACUGCCUCUCGAUGAUCAAGUUAUAUUAUUGCGUGCAGGUUGGAAUGAACUUCUGAUUGCUGCAUUCUCACAUCGCUCCACGACUGUCAAAGAUGGCAUUCUAUUGGCCACAGGUUUACAUGUACAUCGUAGCAGUGCACACCAGGCCGGCGUGGGCACAAUAUUUGAUCGCGUGCUGACAGAACUUGUGGCGAAAAUGCGAGAGAUGAAAAUGGACAAGACAGAGUUGGGGUGCCUUCGAGCUAUUGUUCUUUUUAAUCCAGAUGCAAAGGGUCUGUCCAGCGUGCUCGAGGUAGAAAGCCUGCGUGAAAAAGUCUACGCAUCUUUGGAGGAAUAUUGCAAGACACAGUACGCAGAUGAGCCAGGACGCUUUGCUAAACUACUCCUUCGACUGCCAGCGUUACGGAGCAUCGGCUUGAAAUGUCUCGAGCAUCUAUUUUUCUUCAAAUUGAUCGGAAACACACCGAUUGACACUUUCCUGAUGGAGAUGUUGGAGGCACCGAGCCAAACAAUGUAACAAUUGUAAUCAGUCAGUGAAGCAGACGUUAAAACAUUUGAGGGAAUGUGAAACAUUUGGCAUAUUGUGCAUAGCAGCAAAUUGAAAGUGUUUUAUUCUUAGAAAUGUGGACAUUUUUGGAGUGUGAGAGAAGUAUUCAGCAGAUGUGUAUUUGAUGCAUUGGAAAACGAAUGUGUGAAUAUUUCAGACCUACGUUAAAUUUCAUUGUAUGCUGAUUCAGAAAGAAGAUUUCAAGAAACGUUUUUGAGAUAUUUGGGUUGGUAGAGAUACGUAUUUGGGCUUUCCAGUGCUGUUGUUUUUGGCUUUUUAAUUGUUUGCUGAAGAUGGUGAAAAGGCAUCAACAUUGCUUUUUAGCUCACCUCUUAGCAGAGGUGAGCUUAUCCCAUACCGUGGCGUCCGUCGUCCGUCGUCGUCGUCGUCGUCGUCGUCGUCGUCGUCGUCGUCGUCGUCGUCGUCGUCGUCGUCGUCGUCGUCGUCGUCGUCGUCGUCGUCGUCGUCGUCGUCCGUCGUCCGUCGUCCGUUAGCAGGGCACGUUUCGUAACUGUUAGAGCUAUUGAGUUGAAACUUGGUACACAUGUACCCUUAUUUAAUGACACCUGGGAGACCAAGUUUCGGUCCGAUUCGUUUCAUGGUUUGGCCACCAGGGGGCCAAACGUUAAAAGUGAAAAUAUGCAAUAUCUCCCUUAAUAGUAGUCGGGAAAUUUUGAAAAAAAUAUGGUAGGUACUUCUAGCAAAGGUGCAUCAUAUAUCCUCCGGGUUUUUGAUUUGACCUCCUUUUCAAGGUCACAGAGGUCAAAUG